Durio zibethinus is the source of this 1076-nucleotide messenger RNA. Its product is annotated as THO complex subunit 4A-like. Gene Ontology annotation, biological process: mRNA export from nucleus. Gene Ontology annotation, molecular function: mRNA binding. Gene Ontology annotation, cellular component: nucleus. The record is from RefSeq and is a predicted model, not a curated record. NCBI's taxonomy places the organism in Eukaryota, Viridiplantae, Streptophyta, Magnoliopsida, Malvales, Malvaceae.
AUCUCUUCUUUUUAGUUCUUCUCUUUGGCGGAAACCCUAUCUCUAGUCUCCUUCUUCGAUCUCUCUCCUUUUUCCUCUCUCUAUUCCUCUUUCUAGGGUUUUUUUCCUUUGUUCUAACUAAAUAAUAUUUAAAAAAAUGUCAAGUGCUUUAGAGAUGUCGCUAGACGACCUCAUCAAGCGCAACCGUAAAUCCGGAUCCGGAAAUUCCCGCGGCCGGGGCCGUGGAUCCGGACCGGGACCCGCUCGCCGCUUUCCUAAUCGAGGAGCUAACCGCUCAGCACCGUAUACCACAGCUAAGGCGCCGGAGACGACUUGGCAGCACGAUAUGUAUUCGGAUAAGGGAGCGGCGUUCCAAGGUCAAGCAGGUCGAGCCACCGCAAUAGAAACCGGAACGAAGCUAUACAUCUCUAAUUUAGAUUAUGGUGUUUCCAACGACGACAUCAAGGAGUUAUUUUCUGAGGUUGGUGACCUGAAACGAUUUGCGGUCCAUUAUGACAGGAGCGGUAGAUCGAAGGGAACAGCAGAAGUUGUCUUCUCUCGGCGAACAGAUGCUAUGGCUGCGGUCAAGAGAUACAACAACGUUCAGCUUGAUGGGAAGCCGAUGAAAAUCGAGAUCGUGGGAACAAACGUUGCUACCCCUGCUGCACCUUCAGCUCCUAAUGGUGCCUUUGCAAGUUCAAAUGGAGCCCCUAGAGGUGGCCAAGGCAGGGGUGGAGGAUUUGGUAGGCAACGUGGUGGUACUGGUGGUCGUGGCUUUGGAAGAGGCCGUGGACGGGGGAAGGGCCGUGGAGAAAAGGUUUCUGCAGAAGAUCUUGAUGCUGAUCUAGAGAAGUAUCAUUCUGAAGCAAUGCAGACAAAUUGAAGCAUUUCACAUGUUCUAUUGGUUGGUUUUAAGUCUUUUCUACUGUGGACAUUAUGUGCUUGAUCCUCGACUAUUUUGUGUAUCUCUACCAAAAUCAUACUCUUUAGAGGAACUAGUCAUCAAGAGAACUAUUACUAUCUUGAUUUAUGGAGUUUGGGCUUUUACUGUUGAUUGUUCCUUUGACUUGGGUAUAAAGAAUGUGGGUUAGUGGAAA